Molecule: messenger RNA, 1164 nt
Organism: Anopheles funestus (African malaria mosquito)
Lineage: Eukaryota; Metazoa; Arthropoda; Insecta; Diptera; Culicidae
Exons: 3
Coding region: 475-981 (168 amino acids)
Source: RefSeq, a predicted model, not a curated record
UAUCGAGCACGACAUAAGCAUCUCUGGUCAGGUGGCCCCAUGUCAGUACACAUUCCGUUCGGUCACACAACGGAGCGAAACAUUGUUUUUGUGUUUCCUGCGAGGCGAGACGACCAUGCCGGAUGGUUUAUACCACGGCCGCCGCCUGGUAUCAGUGGGUUCAGUUGGUGAUAGUGUUCGGAAGCGGAAACAUUACGGGUUUUCAUUAGUGCUUUCCAAUAAGUGUCACUGGCUCGCUACAUCAUCUUUCCGCAGCAUGUGUUUUUCUCUUCCACGAAGAGAGUACUUUAUGCCGUAAAUUGCGUAUUUGGUGUUAAGUUUUGGGUAACAUAUGAAAAGGAAGAAAUACAUUUAUAUUAAAAGUCUGCUAAAUUGCUACGUGUAAUGGGAUGCAACUGGUUGGUAAUAGCGUGUUACAACUAAGCUGCAGAAACCAAAAAAAAAAGGGAGUGAAACGUUAGACGACACAUUACCAUGUACAUCAAAUCUGGCCACCGAUUUCUCAGCGAUAAAGGCCAAAUAAUCUUUCCCGGACCACCGACUCGUUCGCCAGCGCUGUACUAUCAGACUACUACGCCAUCGACUACAACGACCACCAGCACGACCACGAUGGCUUCUCUGCCGGAUUCGGGCGUUAGUGAUGAGAAUGGAAACUAUAUAGUACCAGACAUGUGGCAGAGUAAAUCGAGCUCCGGUUCGGACAUGCUGUCGGAUAAAAUACAGAUGUUCUACAUCUACAUUACCGUCACAAUAACGUCCGUCUUCAUCAUAGUCGUGCUGGGCAUAUUUGGAUACAUGUGCUACAAGAGGAAAGGAUUUCAGAAUAUUGAUGGUCCUCAAGCACCAAUCGAAACUACGAGACGAAGAAGCAGCACCCAUAGAUCCACUCGUAGGUAUUCGCGGAACAUUUCCAAAGAACGUGAAGCCGCUGCAUCUGCAGCAAUCGCCGAAGACAAUCCCGGGCAAACGUUGCUUCGGUGAACCACGCUCCAUACCGCUAGGACAUCGGUUGCAUUCGAAGAAUAUCUUCGAUAUUUUACGAGCCUUACAAACGUAUCGCAUUUUUAAAUUUUGAAAUGGUUUUUUUAAUGAAGUACAAUAAACAGUGAGCGACAACAUAUACUAUCUUAAACGAUUGAAUAAACUAGUGGUAUUUUACGCAAA